Messenger RNA from Ziziphus jujuba (common jujube), 2345 nucleotides. RefSeq lists its product as uncharacterized. Bases 1066 to 2202 code for a protein of 378 amino acids. The record is from RefSeq and is a predicted model, not a curated record. Gene Ontology annotation, molecular function: transcription coactivator activity; chromatin DNA binding. Lineage: Eukaryota; Viridiplantae; Streptophyta; Magnoliopsida; Rosales; Rhamnaceae. The transcript is spliced from 5 exons.
UCCAAUCAAACAAUUUUUGAUGGAUGAAUAUAUAGUCUUUCCAAUUCAACUUCCUUCAGUAUUCUAGACUCAACACGCUUUUAAGUUUUCUCUGCUAUGCAGGAGGAUUACAGAAACAAAAUAAAUAGAACAACGAUGGAAAUAGCAGAUUCCUUUCGGCAUAGAAUUUCUUCAUCUUCAGGUCCAACUGAGACUUCUACAGUUAAUGCUGUAGGGGAGAGACGCCAGCAAACGAAUUUUCCAGAGAAGCAGCCAGUCUAUUUGUGCCUGCAAAACACAUCGAAUUUAUUUCAGCAACCAAAAAACAUGCCUAAACUAGCAGAGUUUACACCUUCACAACAUAGAAGCCAGCAUAUAUCACAGCCUAUUCAGGUUCAUCGGCUACAUGAUUCUGAAAAGCAAAGUACUUCAUCACAAGGAGGGCUUCAGAGCAUGGUAGAUUGCGACAAGCGCCCUACUUCACAAGAAGUUCUUCCAGAAGCCUCAAAGGUUAUGCUUGUUUGUGCCGGAAAACUCUCCUUUUAGUCAUGUGCUUUCAACAUUAUGACAUAUUUCUUCGAUUUUUUUUUUUUUGGUAGUUUAAUUUACAACCAAUCAUAUAAUUGUUGGAUUCUAGUUUUUAUCUCUUUACCUAGGUUAAGGUUCACAUUAUCUGCUGUCUCAUGGAUGUUACCUCUGUCAAUUCAUCUCGAUGACUAAUCUCUCUGUUGUUCUUUUAAUUGAUUAGUACUUCUGAAACUUGUUUUAUUCCUUUUUCCAGAGUUCGUCUUAGUUAACAUUUGGAACUCUGCAAUAUAUUGCUUUUGUACAUGGCUGGUGUCAUCUUGACGCUUUUCAAUAAUUUUUAAUCUGUUGGAAAUUUGAACGUAUAUGAUUUCAAGAACAUAGCUUCUUCUUUUUUUUUUUUUUCCCCUCGAAAGCAGUUACUUAUCGAUUCAAUAUCUUUCAUCCAUUUUAGCACCAUCACAAUCAACAGCUCUCCCCAGAACUGCAAAUGCUGCUGCUUGGCAUGAUCUGGCCUAUCAAGUGCUUCAAUCUCUGAGGCGAAUCUGCUUACCUUAUCUGAUGGAAAAUCUUGGGAGGGUAUGUAACAUUUGUGUUCAGGAAAGAGACUCAAUACCACUUGGAAAGUACAAGAUAUGUAGACUUAAUAUUGAGCAAACGAUAAAGUUUCUAAUGUUAUCCCGGAGUGAUAUCGAGAAGUUCUCAAAGGAGGAAUUCAAUCAAAAUCAGCAGAUGAUUCAGCAACUUUGUCACAUUAACAGAAAGAAUUCUGUUCCUCUACAAGAACAUGCAAAACUUCACCCACUUGCUGCUCGAUCUCAAAUUCCAUUUCCAUCACAAGGUCAAAAUGUGAAACCUCACUUGCAGCCAAACAUGACAAGCGCUUCAUCCUCAUCUGGUUCUCAAAGAGGGACGGAUAAGAGGAAUAUGUUGAAUUCAUAUCUGCACGGUUUUUCUAGUUCUUUAAGCCAAAAUGCAGUCGGGUUGCCACAACAGACUAGCUUCUCUCAGAAGACCAGUGUCAAUGCACAAGAUCCUAUUAUCUUCACAUUGCAGCCACAGAAGCUCGGGUGGCCCAAAAGGAUUGAGAUGAAGAAGCCACAGAUGCCAAUGCAGAACAUCCAUGAAGUUCUUAUUCCUCGUAAUCAUGACCAGCCACCGGCAUCUCCUCCUUGGACGUCUCAGCAGUCUUUUCCUUGCCCUGAUGAGAAAAAUCUCCCAUCUCUUUCAAAGGCUAUGGUCUUGCGAUAUAUGACUUCAACAAUUACUACAGCUUAUCCUACUCCCUCGAUUCCAUCUUCAUUACCACUAGACUUUAACAAACAUCCUGCUGGUGUUUGUCCCCUCUCAGAUACAAAACAUAUUCCACAUUCUCAAACAAAUGCUCAAUCUGAUAACCAGACCAGCAGUCAAUUCCAUGACAUCAAAAUGCCAAUCAUGGAAAGUCCUGCUACAGAUAAUGGGAACCAGCAACCAUCGACUAAAAUGGAGCCAAUAGAACGCUUAUGUAGAGCGGUAGCAUCAAUGUCACCUAGAGCAUUGGUUAGUGCUGUUAAUGAAAUUGGUUCGGUCAUGAACAUGGCUGAUAUAAUUCAUGAGAGCAGAGUUGCUGUUGGUGAAAUCUUUUUAACCAGUCAGAUAUGUGAAACGGAAAUAACUGCAAUGCCGUGGAUGAAGAGAUGCAAGAUUGAGGUAUGAUGAGGCAUGCAAGCUGAGUAGCUUUCAAGAUUUUAGUCUAGCUUUCAACUUUUAACUUGGAUUGUAUUACACAGACUGAUGAGAUAGCUAUAUCAAAAUGUAACUCAAAUUUCCAAUUGCAAAUUUCAGACCAUGCCACUUUA